AAAUACUCCUAAUCUUAAACAUUUUUUCAUCUCUUCUCCAAUUCUUCCUAAAUCCUAUUCUUAACUCUCUACUCUCUACACAACAAAGCACAAUUAAUGAGAUUUCUUUGUAUUUAACUUAUGAUGUUGAUUUUGAAGAAGAUGAUGAUUUUGACGUACUAAACUGGUGGAAGGGAAAAGAAAGAAUGUUCUCGGUUUUAGCAAAGAUGGCUAAGCAAGUGCUAUCAAUGCCGGUUUCAACGGUUGCCGUGGAACAAGAAUUUAGUUCGGCCGGCAAUGUUCUAACACAAACCAGAACGAGGUUGAGCGCUGAAUCUCUUGAGAUGCUUAUAUGUUACCACGAUUGGUUGAAAGCAGCACGUAGAGCUCAAGAAAUUGACAUCACUCCAUCCCAACACUUUAUGGAUGAAUCUACAGAGGGUGGCUCUACUUAUGUCGGAGAUUCCGAU
Messenger RNA from Cuscuta europaea, 449 nucleotides. Lineage: Eukaryota; Viridiplantae; Streptophyta; Magnoliopsida; Solanales; Convolvulaceae. The record is from the annotation of a GenBank genome assembly.